UGCCCGCAUGCCGUCAGGACCGGGGAAAUUAUCUUGACUCAUUGCGAUUGGAUAGGUAUAACUCUGUCUCUGUUGCCCUUCGUUCCUUCCUCAUACCCACAAUGCUGUCUUCUUGCGGAUUUCGGUCAACACGGGCGGCGUCCCGUAGCUUCCGCCUGGUCAAUGGCUCCCAAACGCGAUGCUACGCCAUGGCCGCACACGACGUGUCGAACCCCAAGUUGACGACGAUUGACAACUCCAAAUUGACCAUCACCAAGACGACGACUCCCAAGGAAUUGAUCCCCAAUGAUGAGCUGGUCUUUGGCAAGCACUUCACCGACCACAUGCUCUCUCUCGAGUGGACGGCGACCGACGGCUGGCAGGCUCCUCGCAUCACUCCCUACCAGAACCUCUCGCUCGACCCGGCCACCUGCGUCUUCCACUACGCCUUUGAGUGCUUCGAGGGUAUGAAGGCAUACAAGGAUGAGAAGGGCAACAUUCGUCUGUUCCGUCCCGACAAGAACAUGGCCCGCUUGAACAGAUCAUCAUCCCGCAUUGCUCUACCCAAGUUCGAUCAGAAGGCCAUGAUUGAUCUCAUCUCUCAGUUUGUCAAGACCGAUGAGCGCUUCAUUCCUGCUGCCCGUGGCUACUCCCUCUACCUUCGUCCUACCAUGAUCGGCACACAACGCACUCUCGGUGUUGGCCCGCCAGGCUCUGCCCUUCUCUACGUCAUCGCCUCUCCCGUCGGUCCUUACUAUCCUACUGGCUUCAAGGCCGUCUCAUUAGAAGCAACCACAUACGCUGUUCGUGCAUGGCCCGGUGGUGUCGGAAACAGCAAGCUCGGUGCAAACUACGCUCCCUGCAUCGUUCCUCAGAUGGAAGCCGCCUCUCGUGGCUUCCACCAGAACUUGUGGUUGUUCGAGGAGGGUGGUGAAGAGUGGGUCACUGAGGUCGGAACCAUGAACUUGUUUGCUGCCAUCGUCAACAAGGACGGUAAGAAGGAGUUGAUGACCGCUCCCCUUGAUGGAACCAUCCUUGAGGGUGUUACCCGCGACUCUAUCCUCGAGCUUGCCCGUGAGCGUCUUGUUCCCGAGGGCUGGGAGGUCAACGAGCGUAGAUUCUCUGUGAGAGAGCUUGCCGAGGCUGACAAGGAGGGACGCAUGCUCGAAGUCUUUGGUGCUGGUACCGCUGCUGUUGUCAGUCCUGUUCGCAACAUUGGCUGGAAGAACUCGAUGAUCAACUGUGGUCUCGAGGCCGACAAGGAGGCUGGCCCCAUCGCCCAGCGUAUGAAGGACUGGAUCGAAGGCAUCCAAUACGGUGACGAGACUCACCCCUGGAGUCUUCAGAUUUAAGCUGGCAACAACAUCCAACUCUAGUUGAUAUGCCGGAUAUUCCUGACAAUAUUGCAGGCUGCAAGAAGCAGCAGGAGACGGCACAAGUUGCUGCGUAGAGCUCGGCGCCGAACCGCAAGUGUCAAAAUGUCCCACCAGCCUCGAGGAAAUCUUGAUAUGAUCGAAGGUCCAUCUGAGAGCAUCAUUAACCAAAGGUUGGCAACCGCGUAUCGAUGCUGGAAGGCCCUCAAUUACCCUCUGGAGGUUCGUUUAAUUCUCUGUUCAUAUAGCCCUCUGCCUUUCACCCCAAUAAAUC
Aureobasidium pullulans EXF-150 is the source of this 1626-nucleotide messenger RNA. Its product is annotated as branched-chain-amino-acid aminotransferase. The transcript has 2 exons. The record is from RefSeq and is a predicted model, not a curated record. Gene Ontology annotation, biological process: L-leucine biosynthetic process; L-valine biosynthetic process. Gene Ontology annotation, cellular component: mitochondrion. Gene Ontology annotation, molecular function: branched-chain-amino-acid:2-oxoglutarate transaminase activity. Lineage: Eukaryota; Fungi; Ascomycota; Dothideomycetes; Dothideales; Saccotheciaceae. Bases 102 to 1331 code for a protein of 409 amino acids.